This is a messenger RNA of Closterium sp. Yama58-4, 396 nucleotides long. The record is from the annotation of a GenBank genome assembly. NCBI's taxonomy places the organism in Eukaryota, Viridiplantae, Streptophyta, Zygnematophyceae, Desmidiales, Closteriaceae.
AUGGGAGCGUACAAGUACGUGUCGGAGCUAUGGAAGAAGAAGCAGUCAGACGUCAUGCGCUUUCUGCUGCGCGUGCGCUGCUGGGAGUACCGCCAGCUGCCCUCCAUCAUCCGCGUCUCGCGCCCCACUCGCCCUGACAAGGCUCGCCGCCUCGGAUACAAGGCCAAGCAGGGUUACGUGGUGUACCGCGUGCGCGUGCGCCGUGGCGGCCGCAAGAAGCCCGUCGCCAAGGGUAUCGUGUACGGCAAGCCGAAGAGCCAGGGAGUGACGCAGCUCAAGUUCCAACGCAACAAGCGCGCCGUCGCGGAGGAGCGCGCUGGCCGCCGCCUGGGGGACUGCGCGUGCUCAACUCCUACUGGGUCAACCAGGACUCGGCGUUCAAAUACUACGAGGUGA